AUGGCAGCAGGAGUGGCGGCCUGGCUGCCCUUCGCCCGGGCGGCGGCCAUCGGGUGGAUGCCGGUGGCCAACUGCCCCAUGCCCCUCGCCCCUGCUGACAAGAGCAAACGGCAGGAUGAACUGAUCGUCCUCAACGUGAGUGGCCGGAGGUUCCAGACCUGGCGGACCACGCUGGAGCGCUACCCUGACACGCUGCUGGGCAGCACGGAGAAGGAGUUCUUCUUCAACGAGGACACCAAGGAGUACUUCUUCGACCGGGACCCGGAGGUGUUCCGCUGCGUCCUCAACUUCUACCGCACAGGGAAGCUGCACUACCCUCGCUACGAGUGCAUCUCGGCCUACGACGAUGAGCUGGCCUUCUAUGGCAUCCUCCCCGAGAUCAUCGGUGACUGCUGCUACGAGGAGUACAAGGACCGCAAGAGGGAGAACGCCGAGCGGCUCAUGGACGACAACGACUCAGAGAACAACCAAGAGUCCAUGCCCUCACUCAGCUUCCGCCAGACCAUGUGGCGGGCCUUCGAGAACCCGCACACCAGCACGCUAGCCCUGGUCUUCUACUAUGUGACGGGCUUCUUCAUCGCCGUGUCAGUCAUCACCAACGUGGUGGAGACUGUGCCGUGUGGCACAGUGCCCGGGAGCAAGGAGCUGCCGUGCGGAGAGCGCUACUCGGUGGCCUUCUUCUGCCUAGACACAGCCUGUGUCAUGAUCUUCACCGUGGAGUACCUGCUCCGGCUCUUCGCAGCACCCAGCCGCUACCGCUUCAUCCGCAGUGUCAUGAGCAUCAUCGACGUGGUGGCCAUCAUGCCCUACUACAUCGGCCUGGUCAUGACCAACAACGAAGACGUGUCCGGCGCCUUUGUCACCCUCCGGGUCUUCCGUGUCUUCAGGAUCUUCAAGUUCUCGCGCCACUCCCAGGGCUUGCGGAUCCUGGGCUACACGCUCAAGAGCUGUGCCUCCGAACUUGGCUUCCUCCUCUUCUCCCUCACCAUGGCCAUCAUCAUCUUUGCCACUGUGAUGUUUUAUGCCGAGAAGGGCUCCUCCGCCAGCAAGUUCACCAGCAUCCCUGCCUCUUUUUGGUACACCAUUGUCACCAUGACCACCCUGGGAUAUGGAGAUAUGGUGCCCAAGACAAUUGCAGGGAAGAUUUUUGGCUCCAUCUGCUCCCUGAGUGGCGUCUUGGUCAUUGCCCUGCCAGUCCCUGUGAUCGUGUCCAACUUCAGCCGGAUUUACCACCAGAAUCAGAGAGCCGAUAAACGCAGGGCACAGAAGAAGGCCCGCCUUGCCAGAAUCCGCGUGGCCAAGACAGGCAGCUCCAAUGCCUAUCUGCACAGCAAGCGCAACGGACUCCUCACGGAGGCACUGGAGCUGAUGGGCACCCCAGAGGAGGAGCACAUGGGCAAGACCACUUCGCUCAUUGAGAGCCAGCACCACCAUCUGCUACACUGCCUGGAGAAAACCACUGGGUUGUCCUAUCUUGUGGAUGAUCCCCUGUUAUCUGUACGAACCUCCACCAUCAAGAACCACGAGUUCAUAGAUGAGCAGAUGUUUGAGCAGAACUGCAUGGAGAGCUCGAUGCAGAACUACCCAUCCACAAGAAGUCCUUCGCUGUCCAGUCACCCGGGCCUCACGACCACCUGCUGCUCCCGUCGUAGCAAGAAGACCACACACCUGCCCAACUCCAACCUGCCAGCCACUCGCCUGCGCAGCAUGCAAGAGCUCAGCACCAUCCACAUCCAGGGCAGUGAGCAGCCCUCCCUCACGACCAGUCGCUCCAGCCUUAAUUUGAAAGCAGACGACGGACUGAGACCAAACUGCAAAACAUCCCAGAUCACCACAGCCAUCAUCAGCAUCCCCACCCCCCCAGCUCUAACCCCAGAGGGGGAAAGUCGGCCAGCCCCCGCCAGCCCCGGCCCCAACACGAACAUUCCUUCCAUAGCCAGCAAUGUUGUCAAGGUCUCUGCCUUGUAAACCAUUGGACAGAGGGCCAGUGCAGGGAGUGAGGGUGAAGGGGGCUGGCCUGCAGGUGGGCAGCCACCGGCACCACUCCCCCACCUUCCCCACUCUUUCUGCCUGCCCUGUCACACCCCUAGCACUGACAACUUGUGCCUGGAAGGAAAAAGGAGGUGGCAAAGGGGCACCUGAGGUUCACCGCUGCUGGCGGGGACAUGGACAACGGCCGGGCCCUGUGAUCCUGCACCUCGCUGGGGCCAGAGGAAGGGAGGGUAGUAAGGGAUGGGGUGGCAGUGGGCGAUAUGGAGGCAGCGUGCCAGGGCAGGGCCUGGAAGGGGGGUUGCCUCAGACCCAAGAACAGCUGUUUUUGGAGACCCUGGUGAGGAAAAUACAAGAUCAAGGGCAGCACAGGGGCCGAGUUGUCACAUGCAAAACAGGAAGAAAAUAUAACACUGUGUAUUUAAGCACCUUUUUCAAGGCUCUUAAUGGAUAAUAUUUAUUCAUGGGAAAAGGUGGAAAACAAAACACCAACGGAUUUUUGUGAAAUAUUUUUCUCCAUGGACCCAAUACCUUUGAACCAAAACAAUGCAUUUUGUGAAGGUUUUUUUUCUCCUUUUAUAGAAGAAGCUUUUAAGCUAAGAAGUCAGUUAUUGCUGAGUUCUCUCUCCAUCCCCCAGGUGGGUGAGGUCACGUGAGCCUGGGCCCCCACUGCCCAGCUGACCUGCACAGAGCUGCCAUCUGACCACAUGGCAACACUUCCCUCCAUCUGUCCUUUGUCUCUGUACCUCUCUGCUUCGCCCCCUGGCUGUUUUUCUCUGUGUCCUGCCAUCCGUCUUCACAUGGACCCCAGUGAUCCUGAGACAAGUUAGUAGAGCCUCCUCCAGUACCAGGCACCUGCAGGCUCGUGCCUGGGAGUUAUAUCUGUGUGAACACAGCUGUGGAGAGGAAAGAAUAAAGUUUAGGGACGAGGGAAGCCCACUAUACCGAGCAGAGCGCUUCCCUUGUGGUUGGAACCAGUGGUGUUUGCAGUUUCCGUUUCUGGGGGGGAAAGGGAAGGACUAGAUUUUUCACACUGGGAUCUUGACACGGGAGAGGGACCAAUCCCUAGGAGGCACAGUUGGGUCUGUGUGUGCCAGUGAGGAGAGAGCAGAAGGACUGGGCUCAUAGCUGCAGUUGGCCCUGGAGCACCUUGCUAUGUACCCUUCCUUCGGGACUCACCACAAAACCCACCCAGAACUCUGCCAAGAGGCCCCAUAAGCAGCUUCCUGCAGAAAGGGUAAGCUUCUGGCUCACCUUAUGACAGAGGUAAUGCCCAUCCAGAGGCUGCAGAAGAUUCAGCUUGUGUGCUUCAUGAAGGACGCUCCACAGCGUGAAAGCAAGUAAGCGAUUCUAGAUGAUUCUUACCUGAUCUGAAAAGUGUUUGAGGUCUGAAGAGUCUUCAGGCCCAGUGCCCUGAAGGUUCCUGGAGUGGAGAAUGAAGUCUGAUCACCUCCAUGCAAGGGAGGGAGUGGAAUGUUCCUUCUGGAGAAGCUUGGAGGCCUGAGGUUAGUGAGGAGCCCCUUCCCACGCUCCCCGUGGCUGUCCGCCCAGCUUGGGCUCCGAGGUACGCAAGCCCCUUACCCAUCCUAUGGUUUGGAGGCUAGCAGUCUCACUGCAGGCUGCGAACCUCCAUCCACACGACUGCCUAGAUGCGUCUCCCUAGUCAGGAGCCUGCGAAUACCUUCGGUGGGCUUCCCUGUGAGCCCAGCCGUGUUGACCUGUGGACAGGGAAGGUCAGUGGUCCUGCGGGCAUCUAACCAGAAGGCGUGCAGGGGGGCAGGGGGGCAGGUGGGCAG
Nyctereutes procyonoides (raccoon dog) is the source of this 3785-nucleotide messenger RNA. RefSeq names its product potassium voltage-gated channel subfamily D member 3 (gene KCND3). The transcript is spliced from 7 exons. Gene Ontology annotation, molecular function: A-type (transient outward) potassium channel activity; protein binding. The coding region runs from base 1 to 1968 and encodes 655 amino acids. Gene Ontology annotation, biological process: potassium ion export across plasma membrane; protein homooligomerization. Gene Ontology annotation, cellular component: voltage-gated potassium channel complex; neuronal cell body; membrane. The record is from RefSeq and is a predicted model, not a curated record. Lineage: Eukaryota; Metazoa; Chordata; Mammalia; Carnivora; Canidae.